Impatiens glandulifera is the source of this 722-nucleotide messenger RNA. RefSeq names its product probable glutathione peroxidase 8. The record is from RefSeq and is a predicted model, not a curated record. Gene Ontology annotation, molecular function: glutathione peroxidase activity. Bases 99 to 602 code for a protein of 167 amino acids. Gene Ontology annotation, biological process: response to oxidative stress. NCBI's taxonomy places the organism in Eukaryota, Viridiplantae, Streptophyta, Magnoliopsida, Ericales, Balsaminaceae. The transcript is spliced from 6 exons.
UAGUUAGUCAUCGACUCCUUACCACCUCAUCUCUCUCAAAACUCUGAUGAAUCUCACUAACUUGUAUCGUUUCUUUUUUCUGAAGAUCCGCUAACAAGAUGUCAAGUGAUUCGAAAGAGGAACUUCAAUCUGUUUAUGAUUUCUCCGUCAAGGAUGGCAAGGGGAAUGAUGUAAAUCUGAGCAAUUAUAAAGGAAAAGUUCUGCUUAUUGUUAAUGUAGCCUCCAAAUGUGGAAUGACAAACUCAAACUACACAGAACUGAACGAGUUGUAUGACAAGUACAGAGAUCAAGGCCUGGAGAUAUUGGCAUUUCCGUGUAAUCAAUUUGGUGAAGAAGAGCCGGGAAAUAAUGAUCAGAUCGCUGAUUUCGUCUGCACUCGUUUCAAAUCUGAAUUUCCCAUUUUUGAUAAGAUUGAUGUUAAUGGUGAAAACACAGAUCCAUUGUACAAGUUCUUGAAGCUGGGGAAAUGGGGAAUCAUUGGGGACGAUAUUCAAUGGAACUUCGCCAAGUUUCUGGUAGACAAGAGUGGACAGGCUGUUGAUCGCUAUUAUCCAACAACUUCUCCUCUUACCAUCGAGAGAGAUAUAAAAAAGCUUCUUUAGAUUCAUUCUUAACUUUGAAAGCAGCAUUGUGUAAAACAGUACAUGUGUGACUUCUUAAUAGUUCUUAUGCUUUUAUGAUCAUAUAUAUUCUUCUUGGAAGAACUGUCAUAUUUAUUUGUU